AAAUCGCGCCGGCCGGCUGCGCGAGCCACACCGUCUGAGAGCUGAGCCGCCGUAGACGUUCUCGGAGCAACCGAACCGCAGCCCGUCCUCCGCUCACGGUCUCCUGUGAAAGCCUGAGCGGCUUGUGGUUCUCUAUCUGGGGACUGCAUGUGGCAGAGUCUAGAGCUGCACUGUCCCGUGGGGGAGUUACCAAAUGCCUGUGGCAAGUCCGAGCCUUGAGCUGUGCUGUAAGCUUACAGGACACGCAAGAUUUUGAAGAAUUGGUAUGAAAAAAAGAAUGUGAAGUAGCCAUCAACACUCUUACUGACAAAGCAAAAUGAUAAAAAAGGGAAAUUCUUUUUCUCUCCCCCCCCGUCUUAGAGCUUCUCCCUUUGUCUCAUAACCAUGUCCACCAACGAGAAUGCUAAUUCGCCAGCUGCCCGCCUUAACAGAUUCAAGAACAAGGGGAAAGACAGUACAGAAAUGAGGCGGCGCCGAAUAGAAGUUAAUGUGGAGCUGAGGAAAGCUAAGAAGGAUGACCAGAUGCUGAAAAGGAGAAAUGUGAGCUCCUUUCCCGAUGAUGCUACGUCUCCACUGCAGGAAAACCGCAACAACCAGGGCACUGUAAAUUGGUCUGUUGAGGACAUUGUCAAAGGCAUAAAUAGCAACAAUUUGGAAAGCCAGCUCCAAGCUACUCAGGCUGCAAGGAAACUGCUUUCUAGGGAAAAACAGCCACCCAUAGACAACAUAAUCCGGGCUGGUUUGAUCCCAAAAUUUGUGUCCUUCUUGGGCAGAACUGAUUGUAGUCCCAUCCAGUUUGAAUCUGCUUGGGCCCUCACUAACAUUGCUUCUGGGACUUCGGAACAGACCAAGGCUGUAGUAGAUGGAGGUGCUAUUCCAGCAUUCAUUUCUCUGUUGGCAUCUCCCCACGCUCACAUCAGUGAACAAGCCGUAUGGGCUCUAGGAAAUAUUGCAGGUGAUGGUUCAGUUUUCCGAGACUUGGUUAUCAAGUAUGGUGCAGUUGACCCACUGUUGGCUCUUCUUGCAGUUCCUGAUAUGUCAUCUUUAGCAUGUGGUUACUUACGUAAUCUGACCUGGACACUUUCAAACCUUUGUCGCAACAAGAAUCCUGUACCCCCAUUAGAUGCUGUUGAGCAGAUUCUUCCUACUUUAGUUCGUCUCCUGCAUCAUGAUGAUCCAGAAGUAUUAGCAGAUAGCUGCUGGGCCAUUUCCUACCUUACUGAUGGUCCAAAUGAACGGAUUGAAAUGGUUGUGAAAACAGGAGUUGUGCCCCAACUUGUGAAGCUCCUAGGAGCUACUGAAUUGCCAAUUGUGACUCCUGCGCUAAGAGCCAUAGGAAAUAUUGUCACUGGGACAGAUGAACAGACGCAGGUUGUAAUAGAUGCAGGAGCACUUGCCAUCUUUCCCAGCCUACUAAUGAACUCCAAAACUAAUAUUCAGAAGGAAGCUACAUGGACAAUGUCAAACAUCACAGCUGGCCGCCAGGACCAGAUACAGCAAGUUGUGAAUCAUGGAUUAGUCCCAUUCCUCAUUGUUGUUCUUUCUAAGGCAGACUUUAAGACACAAAAGGAAGCUGUAUGGGCUGUGACCAACUAUACAAGUGGUGGAACAGUUGAACAAAUUGUAUACCUCGUUCAUUGUGGCAUAAUAGAACCACUGAUGAACCUCUUAACUGCGAAAGAUACCAAAAUUAUUCUGGUUAUUCUGGAUGCCAUUUCAAAUAUAUUUCAGGCUGCUGAGAAACUAGGUGAAACUGAGAAACUGAGUAUAAUGAUUGAAGAAUGUGGAGGUUUGGACAAAAUUGAAGCUCUACAAAACCAUGAAAAUGAGUCGGUGUACAAAGCGUCACUAAACUUGAUUGAGAAAUAUUUUUCUGUAGAGGAAGAGGAAGAUCAAAAUGUUGUGCCAGAAACUACCUCUGAAGGUUAUACAUUCCAAGUUCAGGAUGGCACUCCUGGGACCUUUAACUUUUAGAUUGUACAACUGAGGCAUAAAGUUGUUUGUUGUGUACUAUGUUUGGUAUAAGUACGUCUUACUGUUUCUCUACUAAGAACUCUUUUUAAAUGUGGUUUGUUAUUGUAGCACUUUUUACAACGAAUCUAUACUUGAACAGUUCCAAACUGUACAUACUGUAUGAAGCUUCUACUCUCAGUGAGUUUCUUCUAUGUGGAAUUGCACAUCUUGCAGUCUCCUGUAAAUAAAGAUUAAAUUCCACCAUUUA
Myotis lucifugus (little brown bat) is the source of this 2221-nucleotide messenger RNA. RefSeq names its product karyopherin subunit alpha 2 (gene KPNA2). The record is from RefSeq and is a predicted model, not a curated record. Gene Ontology annotation, molecular function: nuclear import signal receptor activity; protein binding. Gene Ontology annotation, cellular component: cytoplasm; nucleus. The coding region runs from base 385 to 1974 and encodes 529 amino acids. The transcript has 11 exons. Gene Ontology annotation, biological process: NLS-bearing protein import into nucleus. Lineage: Eukaryota; Metazoa; Chordata; Mammalia; Chiroptera; Vespertilionidae.